Messenger RNA from Andrographis paniculata, 826 nucleotides. RefSeq names its product glycine-rich RNA-binding protein GRP2A-like. The transcript has 2 exons. The record is from RefSeq and is a predicted model, not a curated record. Gene Ontology annotation, molecular function: mRNA binding. Lineage: Eukaryota; Viridiplantae; Streptophyta; Magnoliopsida; Lamiales; Acanthaceae. The coding region runs from base 82 to 579 and encodes 165 amino acids.
AUCGUUUCCCAUCAGCUGCGCUAGACAUUUCAGAGGCGGGUUUAUUUCUUCAUCCCCGUCUUCUUACUCAUUCUCGUUUCAAUGGCGUCGGCGGAUGUUGAGUAUAGGUGUUUUGUUGGUGGCCUUGCUUGGGCUACCACCGAUCAGACGCUCGAGCGUGCCUUUUCACAAUACGGCAAAGUCAUCGAGUCGAAGAUUAUUAACGAUCGCGAGACUGGAAGGUCCAGAGGCUUCGGAUUCGUUACUUUCGAAGACGAGCAGUCGAUGAGAGAUGCGAUCGAAGGAAUGAACGGCCAGGAGCUCGACGGACGCAACAUAACCGUCAACGAGGCUCAAUCCCGCGGAAAUGGCGGUGGUGGCGGUGGCGGUGGUUUCCGUGGCCCUCGCCGUGAUGGUGGUGGAGGCGGUGGAUAUGGACGUCGUGAGGGCGGAUAUGGAGGCGGCGGCGGUGGAGGCGGUUAUGGACGCCGUGAGGGCGGCGGUGGAUAUGGAGGCGGUGGUGGCCGUGGAGGCGGCGGUUAUGGAGGCGAUCGUGGAUACAGAAGCGGUGGCGCUCCCGAUGGAAGCUGGAGGAGUUAAAACCAUGGUUUCCUCCUCCUGUAUCCGACUGAAUUUAGUUUUGCCUUUGUUUGGAUUUGAUUCCAAAUGUUGCUUAUUAGUCUUGUCGAUCUAUUUUUGGUCUCUCUCGUUCUCAAGUGCUUAGGGUUUCCGUUUGUUUGUUAUCUCAUGAAUCAGUCAGUCAAGUCUGUCAGUCUGUCUCUCUCUCUGUGUAUAAAUCAAUGUUUACAGAGUUCUGUGGAAUGAAGUAAAUUGAGAUUUCUACCAA